Messenger RNA from Haliotis rufescens (red abalone), 1218 nucleotides. RefSeq lists its product as uncharacterized. Bases 1 to 1218 code for a protein of 405 amino acids. The record is from RefSeq and is a predicted model, not a curated record. The transcript is spliced from 2 exons. Gene Ontology annotation, biological process: DNA integration. Gene Ontology annotation, molecular function: nucleic acid binding. NCBI's taxonomy places the organism in Eukaryota, Metazoa, Mollusca, Gastropoda, Lepetellida, Haliotidae.
AUGACGGAGCAGGAGCAGGUGGAUAAAUACUUCAACGCGGCACUUGAGGAUGCGGACAAUGAACUGAGCUUCUCUCAUUUCAACAUGAAGCCACAACAGAGAAAGGUGGUAACAAAGAAACAGGAGAAGAUGUUAGAAAGUUACUAUUUUAACCCACUUGAACCGGGGGCUUUUUAUGGUCCUGAGAAACUUCAUAGCGUUCUGAAAUUAGCUCGUCAACCAGAUCUCAGACUGAGCACUGUGAAACGUUUUCUGAACAAACAGGACGCCUACAGUUUACACAGGCCACCCAAACAGAGAUUCAAAAGGCUGAGAGUUCGGGUAUAUUCUAUAAAUGAAAUGUUUGAUGUAGAUUUGACCGACAUGACUCGUUACAGCAAGGAGAAUAAUGGUGUGCGUUAUUUACUGGUGGCUAUUGACCUGAGUAGGUUUGCUUUCGCCCUGCCUUUAACAAAUAAGGGACCAGAGACAGUAUUGAAAGCUUUCAAAGAAAUAAUUCAGGAACGAAAUCCAAUGAAAGUGCGUGUGGAUGGUGGUUCAGAGUUUAAAGGAGUAUUUAAAGUUUUUUUAGAAAAACACAAUAGCACUCUGACUGUUGCACAUAACGAAAACAUCAAAAGUAAUUAUGUGGAACGAUUCAACAGAACACUGAAAUCACUUAUUACGUGUUACUUGACCCAUAAUAACACCAAGUAUUAUUUAGAUGCACUGCCCAAGUUGAUGGACAAUUAUAACAACACCUUACAUUCUUCUUUGCCCAACCUUUCUCCAGUUCAAGUCAAGAAGAAGAAUGAACUGAAAGUAUGGGAACAUUUGUAUGUGAAGCCGUUGUUACUUAAAAAAAGCUCCAAACACAACAGGUCAAAGUCAUUUGUAUUUAAAGUAGGGGAUCUUGUUCGCAUUCCAUACAUCCGGAGACCUUCCAUUAAGGAACUUGAUCUGAAGUGGACUCAGGAGCUGUUUAAGGUGGCUAGGCGAUACAAGAGACAAGAGAUAGCACAGUAUAAGAUCAAAGACUUUCACGAUAAACUGAUAGAAGGUACGUUUUAUGCCAACGAGCUACAAAAGGUGGAGAAAAAGGAAAAUGUCUUGUGGCAGGUAGAGAAGAUUUUAAAGAGAAAACGUGUGAAAGGGAAGACCUACCUGUUAGUGAGGUGGUUGGGCUGGCCGAGUUCCUUCGAUUCUUAUGCGGAGGAAAGUGAACUGAAAGAUAUCUGA